Anopheles moucheti is the source of this 995-nucleotide messenger RNA. RefSeq names its product isopentenyl-diphosphate Delta-isomerase 1 (gene Idi). Gene Ontology annotation, molecular function: isopentenyl-diphosphate delta-isomerase activity. Gene Ontology annotation, biological process: isopentenyl diphosphate biosynthetic process; isoprenoid biosynthetic process. NCBI's taxonomy places the organism in Eukaryota, Metazoa, Arthropoda, Insecta, Diptera, Culicidae. The transcript is spliced from 3 exons. The record is from RefSeq and is a predicted model, not a curated record. Bases 98 to 847 code for a protein of 249 amino acids. Gene Ontology annotation, cellular component: cytoplasm.
AGGAGUGAUUUGAGAGAAAUCUGCGAUUUUUUCGUAACCUUGCUCAAAUAAGCGUUGGUCGAGCGUGUGCUAACUAGUUUUCCUGUCGUGAGAAAGAAUGCUGCACCCCAAUAUGCUUUCUUCGUGGUUAUUACGCUCAGCUAGUAAGCUGACAUUUCCCACCCGUGCCUAUUCAAAUGUGGCCACUGCUAGCUCAGCCAAACUGCAGGAGCUGGCCCUGGAGGAAAAGUGCAUUCUGGUAAAUGAUCGCGAUCAGUACACCGGAAGUGCAUCUAAGCGGGACUGCCAUCGUGUCGAUCCUGAGGGUAACAUUCGUUUGCAUCGAGCUUUCAGUGUGUUCCUGUUCAACAGUGCCGGAGAUAUGCUGUUACAGCGCCGAUCCGUCCAUAAGAUAACAUUUCCCGAUUGUUAUACCAAUGCUUGCUGCAGCCAUCCGUUGUACGACAUCGAAGGCGAGCGAGAAGAGCUGAACGCGCUCGGUAUUCGACGUGCCGCCCAACGGAGAUUAAACUAUGAGCUUGGCAUCCCGAUGGCACAGGCACGACCGGAAAACUUCCACUAUGUUACCCGCAUUCACUACGCCGAUCGGGGCGAUGGUACGUGGGGAGAGCACGAAAUCGACUACAUUCUGUUCCUGCAGAAGGACGUCGAGCUAAAGCCAAACGAUAGCGAAGUGAGCGAGGUGCGUUACAUCCCAAGGAAAAGACUGAACGAUACGAUCGCUAAUCUCGACGCACCGCUAACGCCCUGGUUCCGGCUGAUCUUACAGCACCGUCUUCCACUAUGGUGGGAUAAUUUGCAUCGUUUAGAUAGCUACGAAAAUCACAAACGGAUUGAACGAUUCUAACCAAACGAAUAACAGACCAAAAUAGGGCAUUAUUGGGACAUACCAACAUAGGACUAAAUCUUAAUAGUCCCAUGCAAUAAUAAUAUUACUUCAGUACGGUUGCAGGGAAUAUUUAUGGUGGUUAGCAGAACAUUCGGAAGAAAUUGAA